Messenger RNA from Galeopterus variegatus (Sunda flying lemur), 561 nucleotides. RefSeq names its product serine/threonine-protein kinase 33-like. Gene Ontology annotation, molecular function: protein serine/threonine kinase activity; ATP binding. NCBI's taxonomy places the organism in Eukaryota, Metazoa, Chordata, Mammalia, Dermoptera, Cynocephalidae. The record is from RefSeq and is a predicted model, not a curated record. Gene Ontology annotation, biological process: mitotic DNA damage checkpoint signaling; protein phosphorylation. Gene Ontology annotation, cellular component: cytoplasm; nucleus. The transcript is spliced from 4 exons. The annotation marks the transcript as partial.
AUGGCUGAUAAUGACUUGGAUAAAAAAUCCACAAAAUGCCCCAACUGUUCAUCUGCUCCUGAGAAAGAUACACUUUGUGUAUGUGUCUGUAAAGCAAAACUUUCUCCGAUUUUGGUGGUGGAAAUGUCACAAACAUCAAGUGCUGCUGAGAGUGCAGAAUUUUUAGUUUCACCAGAGAAAAAAAGAGAAAAAAAUAGCAGCAGAGAGUUUACCUCUGGGAAAGAUUUGCCCUCAAGAACCUCAAAUGUAGAGAGAAAAUCAUCUCAACAACAAUGGGGUCGGGGCAACUUUACAGAAGGGAAAGUUCCUCACAUAAGGAUGGAAAACGGCGCUGCUAUUGAGGAAAUCUAUACCUUUGCAAGAAUAUUGGGACAGGGGAGCUUUGGAAUGGUCAUUGAAGCUAUAGACAAGGAAACACAAACUAAGUGGGCAAUUAAAAAAGUAAACAAAGUAAAGGCUGGAAGUUCUGCUGUGAAGUUACUGGAACGUGAGGUGAACAUCCUAAAAAGUGUAAAACAUGAGCACAUCAUACAUCUAGAACAAGUAUUUGAGACGCCUAAG